CUCUAUUUCACUUUUACUGUCAAUAAAAGGCGUUUUUGAAUGAGUUUUUAGAUUAAGUUUUGUUGACUGAAGACAUGACAAGACAUGAGGACAUCCAUCAAAUGAACUGACAAUUUGGUCAUUGAUUCACGCAAUCCAAUCAAUCCAAUGAUACCAUUGUUCACAGUUAUUGGAAGCGAUGAACAAGUUUUGUCACUUUAAUUGACAAAUACAAGAGUUGACAGUGUUUUGAGGCGUUUCGUUGGAAGUGUUUAAGUGAUCGUCUGAAUACAUGUCGGACAAGGAUUUCUCGCCGUUGAGUAAUGCCUGCGUUCGGGCACUCAAUGACAAACUCUAUGAUAAACGUAAAGCAGCCGCUCUUGAGAUCGAAAAAAUGGCCAGAGAUUUCAAUACAGUCGGGAAUGUCAUCCAAAUCAAGAAAUUGCUCAAAAUAUUGGGCGAAGACUUCUCGCUGUCUAAUAAUCCCAAUUCGAGGAAAGGAGGUCUCAUAGGGUUGGCUGCGAUGGCCAUCGCUUUGGGCAGAGAGUCGACGCCAUAUAUCAGUGAUUUGAUUCGUCCGAUGCUCUCGUGUUUCUCCGAUCAGGACUCGAGGGUCCGGUACUACGCGUGCGAAGCCCUCUAUAAUGUGGUGAAAGUGAGCCGAUCCGAUGUCUUGCCCUUCUUUAACGAAGUGUUUGACUCGUUGUCCAAACUGGCGGCCGAUCCCGACCAGAAUGUCAAGAGUGGUGCAGAACUCUUGGAUAAACUCAUGAAAGAUAUUGUCACAGAAAAUCCAUCGUUUAAUUUGAUUGAAUUAAUUGAUUUAAUCAGAGAUAGAAUUCACGGAAUAAAUCAAUUCUCGCGACAAUUCAUUGUGUCGUGGAUUUCGACUCUGGAUUCAGUUCCAGACAUUGAUGUCAUUGUCUUUUUGCCUAAACUUCUCGAUGGAUUGCUUAAGAUAUUAGCGGAUCCGACGCCUGAGAUCCACCGAAUGACUGAACAAGUUUUGGCUGAAUUUCUAUUUAAAAUCAUUCAAAACCCAUCGAAAGCCGACUUUUCUUCGAUGAUUAAUAUCCUGACGAUUCACUCGCAGGCAAAUGACGACCCAUUAGUUCAAUACACGGCUCUCACAUGGCUUAAGGAGUUCAUCAAUUUGGCCAACAGUCGAGAUCUGUUGCCAUUCUCUGCCAGUAUCUUAACGGCAAUCCUUCCGUGUCUGACGUCACCAUCGGAUCAAAGCGAAGAAUCGGAUGAUAAGAAUAAGAGCACAACAAAUAUAAACAUCAGAGAAGUGGCCAAAGUGUUGAACUAUAGUUUGAUGCAAUUGGUGACAAUGCAUGACAACCAACACGAAGAGAUGAGUCCCACCAAUUCGGCCAAUUCUGCGCCCAACGAGUCAACAAAUAUGUCGGAAUCCGUACAAAACUCUUUAGAUAUAACCAGUCUUCUGGAAGUGUUGGUCCGCGAACUCAAAUCAGGUGAAAAGGCGUCCACUUUAAGCAAAUUAGCGGUUCUUCGUUGGAUUCAUCACUUGUACUCCAAAGUCCCUCAAAAGGUUGUCAAUCAUUUAGAGUACGAUCUCUUUCCUGUACUUCUGAAGACACUGUCAGACAAAUCAGAUGAAGUGGUUUUAUUGGAUCUUAAAAUAUUGGCGCAAAUAUUUAGUUCUGCGCCAAACGUCACACUGGGCUCCGACGGGCGGGCGUCCGGCCAACUGACCGCUGGACCGGAGACGCCGUCUUAUUUCACAAAAUUUAUGGCAGAUUUAUUGAAAUUGUUUCACAAAAACGCCACUGUUUUGGAAGAGAGGGGAUCUUUUAUAAUACGUCAGCUCUGCCUUCUCAUGACCGCAGAAGACAUAUACAGAUCGCUGUCAGAGAUAUUACUCGAUUACGAAGACUUGCGUUUUGCGUACACUAUUGUGCAGACAUUGAACACAAUUCUGUUGACAUCGAGUGAACUCUUCGAUCUCAGGAAUCAAUUGAAAAACUUGAAGACAGAUGAGAGCUGUUCCCUAUUCUGUUGUCUAUACAGAACGUGGUGUCACUCGCCGGUGGCCACAGUCUCGCUGUGUUUCUUAACCAAAAACUACAAACACGCCUGUGAUCUGCUUAUGCUCUUCGGUGACCUCAAUCUGACCCUCGAAUUCCUCACAGAAGUGGACCAAAUGGUUCAACUGUUGGAAUCACCCAUAUUUGCCUAUUUGAGACUCGAAUUACUAGACGUUGAGAAUAAUUGUGAUUUAAUCAAAAGUUUGUACGGACUGCUCAUGAUAUUGCCUCAAAGCGAAGCGUUUCAUUUGUUACGCAAACGACUACAAUGUUUGCCAAACUUAAGUCUCUAUUCGUCGUCCGAUUCAAAAAAAAAUCGUGUCAUCAAAAGCAGUCCAACGCAGCCUAAUAUGGACUUUAAAGAACUUCUUCGACAUUUCCAUUUGGUUCAACAGAAGCACCACAACUGGAGCCGAGCCACAGAUACAUGGAAUCGAAUUAAUGAUAGAUCUUAUAAUAUAUGAAACAAAACUAUUUCCUGUGAAUAUAAAGUUUCCUUAUAUAUAGAGAGUGUUUAUUGAAAAUAAUGACAAUAAAUAUACACAACAACUAUUUUAUGAUUGAAAACAUAA
Medioppia subpectinata is the source of this 2602-nucleotide messenger RNA. The record is from the annotation of a GenBank genome assembly. NCBI's taxonomy places the organism in Eukaryota, Metazoa, Arthropoda, Arachnida, Sarcoptiformes, Oppiidae.